This is a messenger RNA of Schistosoma rodhaini, 2234 nucleotides long. The record is from the annotation of a GenBank genome assembly. NCBI's taxonomy places the organism in Eukaryota, Metazoa, Platyhelminthes, Trematoda, Strigeidida, Schistosomatidae.
AGGGAUGUAGUUCUAUUGCAAAUAAGGCUAAGCGGUUUCCAUCGUUUCACUCAGAUGGACCAGGACCUGAAACAUAUAAUAUAGUAUCAAAAUGGGCAGGCAGGAAAGCGGAUCCGCAUAGCCCUCGGCUUUCGGAAAAGAUGAAAAAUCAGUCAGCCAGUGAACAAGACAGGGGAAAACGGUUAACUUCUUACGAGAUAAUUCCUGAUGUUCGAUUUCGAGAUGUACCGAGCAUACCUUCUGGUGACUAUGUGCAUGGUUACGAAGAGGGUCUAGAUGGUCGACUUCACCCUCAAUCUGGACCAAAAAGGGAUGUAACACUUGGUCCAGCGUUUUAUGGGCCUACCAAAGACCCUGUUUUUACGCGGUAUAAAGGGUGUGGUUGGUCAAAGAGUACUUCGGAACGUUAUCUACCAUACAGAGCUUCAAAUUCAGUUGGUCCAGGGAAAUAUGAUCCUUAUAAUGAUCCUUGGCUAAAACUUAUUGAAACUGCUAGAGAAAGAAGUAACAUUGAGGCUGAACAUCCUUUGGCAGUUCCGAGAUUCAUGGAUAAAGUUGUUUAUGAAUUACACAAACAAAACUUCCCUAGUCCCUGUUCAUACAACAUACAAGACAAGCAAAUAUCUAAGGCUAAUGCGGUGCAAGUGCCUUUUAAUACUGAAGAGCAAAGAUUCAAAGAGAAAGUCAUUGACACGCCAGGGCCAAACGCAUAUGACCUAAAAAGUGGUGCGAUUUCAAGAAGGUGGUUAAGGCGUUUCCAGCCUAAACCUUUUGAUGCUACGUCUGAAAGGUUCACUACCCAAAGUGACGCAAGACCAGCCCCAAAUAGUUAUAAUAUUGAUGAUGGAUUAACACGUCGCCUAGAUUUUUCACAAUCAAGCAAAUGUGUGGGAUUCGGCUCAACAGCCAAACGUAUGAAUGAUAAGUUAAUUUUCGGCAGAAAAUCUAGCGAUGGAUUAAGUGACAUUCCUGGUCCUGGACAGUAUAAUCCACAAAAAUGUGAAGGAAAAUAUACUUUGAAAGCUUUUGGCAUUCCGAAGGCUAAAAGGGAGUUAUCGAUGCCUCAAUCGUCAGUACCCCCACCCGGAACAUAUGAUUCUGGAAAAUCUUUUGAUGUGACACAAUGUAAACGUACCCCAGCUAUACCUCGUACUAUAGAAGGUAGGCAAAGAAGAAAUUGCUUCUCCAAUACUGCAGAAAGAUUCGGUAGACAUUCUGAGUUGGGUCCAAAAGACCCUGAUAUGCCAGGUCCAGCAGAAUAUUAUAUAUUGGAAACUAAACCUCAAAAAGGAAAGUUUGUUUAUCAGUCGGAGAGAUUCAAAGAAACAGAAAAAGAACAACUUCCUGGUCCAGCAGAUUACGAGGCAUUACUGAAAUGCCAUAUGAAAAUUAUUUGGGUUUGAAGUCUCAAAAAAGUGAAAUCCUGGUCUUUAUUUGGUGAAUGUUGCAUUGUUCUUGGACUCAGUGAAGUAUAUAAAAAUCGUACCUAAUAUGAAUGAGUAUAUAAUGAUAAUUAAUUCAGAAUAAAACAUAAGCUCGGUCAUUAUUUUCGUUCAUGCGUUAUUCGUUAUCUGAAAAUGUAUGCUUUGUAAUACUUGUCAUUAUUACUUUUCACUUCAGUUAGUUCAAAACAAACUCAAAUACAAACAAGACUUACCGUGUUUGAGAUAUGUGAAAAUUUAUGCAAGAUGAUAAAUUUUCUUAUCCAGACACUUUUCUCAAAACAAAUUUUUUAUGUUUGGAUCAUAAGCCUCCACAUGUGAACAUUUACGCAAAUAAAUAUUUGAGUACAUAUGCAUAAGUAAUAUAUCCCAUUUCAUAUUUUGUUCACCUCUUAUUUUGACCAUUCAUCUCUGUGUCAUUUUUCUGCUAAAUAUUUACAUAAACAUAUUAGUUUUGAAUCCAAAUAUGGAUAGGAAAUGAUAAAUAAAUCUAAUAAUUAUCAGCCACUGUCACUGACUCAGUGUUGAAAACUACAUUCAAUGUAACACUGGAUAAUUCAUAUUCAUCUAAUAAAUGGUCUGAUGAAUCUGUGGUAGUAAAAAUAUGAUGUAAUACUACUGUUCUGUCAUAUCGGCACUGUGUAGACUUUUUAAAUAAUUAAAUAAGACAUAAAAGAUGCAAAUUGAAACUUAUUUAUUCUAAUUGCUUUACGUGUCUGAUUGAUGCACACUUUAGAUGCACAAUAUCAGAGACUACGUAAAAAAUUUUGAUGUUAUGUAGUAAAAUAAUAU